This is a messenger RNA of Tilletiaria anomala UBC 951, 804 nucleotides long. RefSeq lists its product as uncharacterized. Lineage: Eukaryota; Fungi; Basidiomycota; Exobasidiomycetes; Georgefischeriales; Tilletiariaceae. The transcript has 4 exons. The record is from RefSeq and is a predicted model, not a curated record. Bases 1 to 804 code for a protein of 267 amino acids.
AUGCCGGCACUCCUGUCCUCCUCAUCAGUGGAGGAGUAUACCGGCCUUCUCUCCAAGCGUGCAUCUAAUACUGCCCUGCAAGUCAAUGCGACACAGCGGACGACCAUCAUCGUCGCGUGUGUCUAUGCGGUAGUUAUCGUCAUCCUCUGGAGCUUUCCCAUUCUCAACUAUAUCAUCUACCCUUUCAAGCUACUGACCGUCGGCUUUCAUGAGGCAAGCCAUGCCAUCGUUGGGCUAUGCACUGGCGCAAGAAUUGAGAGCAUCACACUGGAGCCAAAUGAGGGCGGCGUGACUCGCAUGCGUGGAGGCAUCCCGCAUCUCUCUUUACCGGCCGGCUACCUCGGCUCUUCAUUGAUUGGAGCAGCGCUAAUCGCCUGUGGUUUUGAUGAGCGAGCGAGCAAGAUUGCAUCGAUCGUCGUCGGCGUCUUUUUCCUCCUCACCCUCUGGUGGGCACGGAGGGACUGGCUCACAUGGGUUCUCAUCAUCGGCAUGGCAGGCUUGAUUGUCGCAUUUUGGUUCAUCGCAGACUCCGUAGCCUUGCGUUACCUGAUCUUAUUUAUUGGUGUCAUGAACUCGCUCUAUUCUCUGUGGGAUAUUCUGGACGAUCUAGUUUUCCGCAAGGUGAACGAAUCAGAUGCGACGGCGUUCAGCAAGCUUGUCGGUGGUGCGCCGCAAUGUUGGGGCGUCAUCUGGUUUAUCAUCUCGAUGUGCUUUUUUGCCUGCGGCAUCAUCAUUGGGAUUGUCGCGUUCAAGGCUAGCGCAAGUGAGCAAAAGGCAGAUAAGUUCCUCGAUGUCGGGACUUAA